Molecule: messenger RNA, 1146 nt
Organism: Daldinia childiae
Lineage: Eukaryota; Fungi; Ascomycota; Sordariomycetes; Xylariales; Hypoxylaceae
Product: Phospho-2-dehydro-3-deoxyheptonate aldolase, phenylalanine-inhibited
Exons: 4
Coding region: 1-1146 (381 amino acids)
Biological process (GO): aromatic amino acid biosynthetic process
Cellular component (GO): cytoplasm
Molecular function (GO): 3-deoxy-7-phosphoheptulonate synthase activity
Source: RefSeq, a predicted model, not a curated record
AUGUCUAGCUUCUACAUUCCAAACAGGGACGUCGGCAACAAAACUACUGGGGAUGAUUGGAGAAUCCGCGGCUACAAUCCCCUAACGCCUCCGGACCUCCUCCAGCACGAAAUCCCACAUACGACCAAAUCAAAGCAGACGGUCCUCGAAGGUCGCGAUGAGGUAGUAGCCGUAGUCAAUGGCACCGAUGAGAAGGAUAGACUCUUAGUCAUCAUUGGACCAUGCUCCAUUCAUGACCCGAAGUCGGCCCUCGAAUACUGCGACAGACUACUGAAGGAGAAGGAGAAGUAUAAGGAUGAGUUACUCAUCGUCAUGCGGGCUUACCUUGAGAAACCACGAACCACAGUAGGAUGGAAGGGUCUAAUAAACGACCCGGAGAUCGAUAACAGCUUCCAAAUUAACAAAGGAUUGCGAAUGUCAAGGCAACUCUUCGUCGACCUCAAUGACAAGGGGAUGCCCAUCGCUAGCGAGAUGCUGGAUACUAUCUCACCACAGUUCCUAGCAGAUGUUCUCUCAGCCGGAGCAGUGGGUGCUAGGACAACUGAAAGUCAGUUACACCGUGAAUUGGCGAGUGGCUUGUCUUUCCCAGUAGGAUUCAAGAACGGCACUGACGGAACAUUGGGUGUUGCUAUCGAUGCUAUCGGUGCUGUCAGACAUCCUCAUCAUUUCCUCUCCGUUACGAAGCCUGGGGUUGUAGCUAUCGUUGGCACUGUUGGUAAUGAGGACUGCUUCGUGAUCCUCCGGGGUGGAAGCCGUGGUACCAACUACGACGCGAAGAGCAUCGCAGAGGCCAAGGCAGCCCUAGCCAAGGCAGGUUUACGCCAACGUCUCAUGGUAGACUGCAGCCAUGGAAACUCGUUGAAAAACCACAAGAACCAGCCUAAGGUUGCCGCCGAUAUAGCAGGUCAGAUCUCCAAGGGAGAGGCCGGCAUUAUGGGAGUUAUGAUCGAAAGUCAUAUCAACGAAGGAAGCCAGAAGGUCCCCAAAGAAGGCAAGGAUGGUCUACAGUAUGGUGUCAGUAUCACGGAUGCUUGCAUUGGAUGGGAAGACACGGAAUCAGUCCUUGCUACUCUCGCAAAUGCCGUCAAAGAACGGAAGAAGGUAAAUAGUAUAAAUGGUCAUCCGUUAGAAAUUAGGAGCGCUUAG